This is a messenger RNA of Phytophthora sojae, 966 nucleotides long. RefSeq lists its product as hypothetical. The transcript has a single exon. Gene Ontology annotation, molecular function: nucleic acid binding; RNA-DNA hybrid ribonuclease activity. The record is from RefSeq and is a predicted model, not a curated record. The coding region runs from base 1 to 966 and encodes 321 amino acids. NCBI's taxonomy places the organism in Eukaryota, Oomycota, Peronosporomycetes, Peronosporales, Peronosporaceae.
AUGCCAUCUAUUCUCGCGUUCGAUGGUGGCGCCCGUACGAGUGUCGGUGUGAGUGCAUACGCGUGGUGUGCAUGGGCUUCUUCCGGCAAAGUAAUUCGCUGUGCGGCAACUGCGGUUACACCAUGUGCGACGAAUAAUGAAAUGGAGGCACAAGCCCUGCUUAGUGGGCUUCUCUGGCUUCGGCGAUACCGCCCAACAGCUCGUGUGAGCAUCAUCGGCGAUUCGGCUGUAAUCAUAAACCUGGCUCUUGGGACCGUUCGCGUGCGGAGCUCGAAUCUGACGUCCAUGGUUGCGCGUAUUCGUGAGAUUUUGUGCUGCUUCCGUGCGGUGACGGUGACAGCAACCUCACGUACCUACAAUGUGGCAGCGGAUGCCCUUUGUAACUGGAUAAUGGACAAACGUAUCGCGGAUCCUCAUACUACUGACUUUGAGAGUCCUAGCUGGCCGCUCGCCAUUGAGACAUCAACAGACCCCAUCCGCAAAGGGACCCCGGACGUUCUUUCACUAUCAGUCCAGGACAACGACUUCAUGCAAUGGAAAUCACGUUGGUCACUCGUCCUACGAGAUUUGGACCGGAUCCGACACCUCAUCCACAACCGCUUUGCAGCGCCUCGGCCAAGUGUGACGGGUGGCUUGGGUGUGAAGAAAACUCCGCCUCCCACGGUUGACACACUCGCUCGUUUCGAGACGUCUAACUUUGACACACAUAUACUGCGUUCUUGCACCAUCAAUGGGCUAGAACGUUGUGUGCCACUUCCAGUCUUCAAGGCAUUUAGAGACUUGGCAACAGAAUACCACCUUCCGUUUCCGGUGAAUCGGAUAUUUCUCAUCUCGUAUCAAGCAGCACACUUUGAUGCAGCGGGGAUACGGUACACGUCACCGAUACGGUGGCGCGGUUUAUUGCGUUACGUGCCAGGGCUGAACGCUAACAAACUAACUACUCUGCCUGAGGCUACGUACGUGUAG